CAAUGAGUUAAGCUAAAGUCUACUGAUUAUCGCAUUACUUACUACUAUUCACAGCAAAAGUGAUUUGUUGCUUCCUCUAUAAUUUUUUCAAAUCAUCCUAUUUAUACGUAAUUCUUGUCAGUAAUCACACACAAAUUCCACAUUCGGUCAUCAUGUUGAAAAAAAUGUUUAAUGAUGGGCUUUCUUUGGGUUUUCUCUUACUUAGUCUUGUCUUUACAAGUGUUUUUGCUGAAAAUGGGAAUGACUUUUACAUUGUUUUCUUGAGAGAUCAGACUACGAAUGAGAGACAGACACUUGUCGAGACGCAUCUGAAUAUCCUUUCAUCUUUGAAAGGAAGUGAAGAUGCUGCUGCAGAGGCUCUUGCUUAUAGCUACACGAAAAGUUUCAAUGCAUUUGCAGCAAAGCUUUCCGAAGAUGAAGCCACAAAGCUAUCAAGUAUGGAUAAAGUUGCCUCCGUUUUCCGAAACCGAUACCGGGAACUACACACGACAAGAUCAUGGGAUUUCCUCCGACUAACUCAAAAUUCAAAGAGGAAUUUACAAGUUGAGAGCGACAUCAUAGUUGGAAUGAUCGACACAGGCAUUUCGCCCGACUCCAAGAGCUUUAAUGACGACGGUUUCGGCCCUCCACCCAAAAAAUGGAAAGGAAGUUGCCCCAAAGCCGCAAAUUUCUCCGGAUGCAACAACAAACUCAUCGGUGCAAAGUACUACAAGAUAGACAAGCAGCCAGACCCUAGCGACAUCCUGUCGCCAGUGGACGUUGUGGGCCACGGGACCCACACAUCAUCGACUGCGGCAGGGAGCGUGGUCAAGCAAGCUAGCCUUUUCGGAAUUGGCGAGGGCACGGCCCGUGGGGCAGUGCCUGCGGCCCGCGUGGCAGCGUACAAGGUGUGUUGGGCCUCGGGCGCGUGCGCUGACAUGGACUUGCUGGCGGCGUUUGACGAUGCCAUACACGACGGGGUCGAUGUGAUAUCCCUUUCGAUUGGGGGCUUCACGGGACCAUAUAAUGAGGAUGUCAUAUCUAUUGGGGCCUUCCGGGCCUCGAGCAAAGGGAUCCUUACUGUGGCCUCAGCGGGGAACUCUGGGCCGGACCAAGGCUCUGUCACGAACCACGCACCCUGGAUCCUGACAGUGGCGGCCAAUGGCAUCGACCGCCAGUUUAGGAGUAGGGUUGUGUUGGGUGACGGGGCCACGUUGUCGGGAAUUGGAAUUAACCCAAUUGAGCCAAAGCAAGACUUUUAUCCUCUGGCAAGUGGGGCUGAUGUGGCCAGUGACUCUGAUAAUAAGGAAUCUGCGAGGUCAUGUUAUGAAGAUUCAAUGGAUCCUAAGAAGGUGAAAGGGAAGUUCAUAUACUGCUACGAGGGCACUAGUCGGGCGGAUUCUAUCAUCAAAGGUCUCGGGGGCAUUGGCGCCAUAAUUGAGGGUGACAUCUUUUCUGAUACAGGAUUUGUGUACAUGGCUCCAACAACCGUCGUUAAUUCCUCUGUGGGGAAAACAAUUGAGGACUACAUCAAUUCCACAAAAAAACCGUCCGCAGUCGUACACAAAACUGAGGAAUUCAAAAUCCGUGCACCUGUUGUUGCUUCAUUUUCCUCAAGGGGUCCAAACCCUGGAUCCCAACACCUUCUCAAGCCUGAUAUUACGGCCCCAGGGAUCGACAUCCUAGCGGCUUACACUCCUUUGAAGACUAUAACAGGAAAAGAAGGCGACAAACUACACUCCAAAUUCAUCGUUUUAUCUGGCACCUCAAUGUCCUGCCCGCACGUCUCAGGAGCUGCUGCCUAUGUGAAAUCUUUUCACCCCGAUUGGUCACCCGCGGCCAUAAAAUCAGCCCUUUUGACCACAGCGAGACCAAUGAGCUCGAGGGUGGAGAAGGAUGCCGAAUUCGCGUACGGGACAGGCCAAGUUUACCCAACUAGGGCUAUAAACCCUGGGCUGAUCUACGACAUGGAUGACAUGUCGUAUAUUCAAUUUCUCUGCAACGAAAACUAUAGUGGGUCAGCAAUUGGUACCUUAACCGGGCGCGGGACGGUGGAUUGUUCCAAAUUGGUGCCGGCGAGCCCAGAAGAUGCCCUUAACUACCCGACAAUGCAGCUCGCGUUGAAAACCGAUCAAGAGCCGACCGUGGCCGUUUUCCAGAGGACCGUCACGAAUGUGGGCCCUCCAAGCUCGGUUUACAAUGCCACAAUCCUGGCCCCGAAAGGGGUGGUUAUCACCGUGAAGCCCACGAAACUGUCGUUUUCUGGAGCCUUGCAGAAGAAGAGCUUCAAAGUUGUGGUGACGGCGAAGCCGAUGUCGAAUAGGAGGGCUAUUGCAUCGGGUUUUCUCACGUGGGAAAGCGCGAAUAUCCGUGUGAGGAGUCCAAUUGUCGUUUUUAACCCGUUUGCAACUGAAGACGGGAAUUCGGGAAGUGGAGCUGCUGCCUAUGUGAAAUCUUUUCACCCCGAUUGGUCACCCGCGGCCAUAAAAUCAGCCCUUUUGACCACAGCGAGACCAAUGAGCUCGAGGGUGGACAAGGAUGCCGAAUUCGCGUACGGGACAGGCCAAGUUUACCCAACUAGGGUAUAAACCCUGGGCUGAUCUACGACAUGGAUGACAUGUCGUAUAUUCAAUUUCUCUGCAACGAAAACUAUAGUGGGUCAGCAAUUGGUACCUUAACCGGGCGCGGGACGGUGGAUUGUUCCAAAUUGGUGCCGGCGAGCCCAGAAGAUGCCCUCAACUACCCGACAAUGCAGCUCACGUUGAAAACCGAUCAAGAGCCGACCGUGGCCGUUUUCCAGAGGACCGUCACGAAUGUGGGCCCUCCAUGCUCGGUUUACAAUGCCAGAAUCCUGGCCCCGAAAGGGGUUGUUAUCACCGUGAAGCCCACGAAACUGUCGUUUUCUGGGGCCUUGCAGAAGAAGAGCUUCAAAGUUGUGGUGACGGCGAAGCCGAUGUCGAAUAGGAGGGCUAUUGCAUCGGGUUUUCUCACGUGGGAAAGCGCGAAUAUCCGUGUGAGGAGUCCAAUUGUCGUUUUUAACCCGUUUGCAACUGAAGACGGGAAUUCGGGAAGUGGUUAUAAUAAUAUGUAAAUCAGUUAAUGCAUACAGUCUUAAGUAUGUUUACUGUGCUAAGAUAACACUACUAAGUUUAAAUGCAAUAGCUCAUACCAUGUUGGUAAAAUAAAACUUUGCAAUAUGAAUUUCAGUUCUUCCUGCACUUAUAUACAGGGAAAAAUGCAAGUUUGUUACAGCAGUUGUUUCCCAUUAUUUGUAACUUCAAACUUGUUUUUCCAAUUUCGUCCAAUCUAUAUAUAUAUACUUGCUA
Striga asiatica is the source of this 3305-nucleotide messenger RNA. Lineage: Eukaryota; Viridiplantae; Streptophyta; Magnoliopsida; Lamiales; Orobanchaceae. The record is from the annotation of a GenBank genome assembly.